UAAAUUUUCAUGAUGCCCUAGCAUCGUUUUCUCGGGGAGUGAGGGUUUUAGCUUUCAUGGCGCUUCUCCACAGACUCAAAUGGAAAUGUAGGGUGGGCUCGGUUUCCGACCCGGAGCUGCACCAGCUUUUCCUCCUCCGCCGCCUUUCCUCUUCCUCCUCCGAUCCUAACGACGGCAAUGGUGCGGGAGGAGAAGGUGGUGGGCAGUCGGACAGCUCCACCAAACAACACUCGUCUCAGUUGCCAUCGUCGUCGUCGCUUUUUGACGACGUCAAGUCGCGCCUCCGCCGGCCAUCCCCUCCUCGCGAACCCAUAGCGUCUUCCUCAUCUCCUGUCGAGCCUCCGGAUUUCUUGUUCUCACGGCGGCCUUCCAGGAUCGCCUCUUUGGAUGAGAUCCGCCAGAACCUCGCCGAAUUCCGGCGGCGUUCAGCACCGCCUCCUCCUAAGGGCAAUGCGGGAGACGAGAAGAAGCCGCCUUUGUCAUUCCAGGAGCUUUACAGGAGCAGCGUCAUGGGGAAGAAGGCAGGAGGGGAGGGGCCGGGUGACGAGCAGAAGCCAGCGAGGCUGACGCUCGACGCGAUCCGCGAGAGCCUCCAGCAGAUCCGCAUGUCUGAUAAGGAGCGAGCUAAGGAGGCGCCGGAGCAGCCGCUCUCUCUUCGAGCGUUUAGGGAUAGCUUGAAGCCGCAGGCGGGAGAACAGCCCCUGGGCACGAAAAUGAGGAUUCGGCGGGUGCCGGAGACACUUCCGCCGUCGAUCUUCGGCAAGGAGUUGGGGGAGAAAGCUGCGGCGUCGGAGUCGCGGAGGACGGAGUUCGUCAAGAUGUAUACCUACGGGCAACUGGGGGAGAAGCUGAGGAUGCUCCGGCCAGAGGUGAAAUUGAAGGGUAGGAGUGGGUUCUCGCUUGUCGAGCUCAAUGACAGGCUUAGGAGGUUGAGGGAGAUGGAGGAGAAGGAGACGCAAUCGAGGACUGAUGCGGUGUCCUAUGCUGAUCUACGGGAUAGCUUGUUGCAAUUGCGCACGUCUCAACAUGCCGAAGCAGCGAAGACUUCGAUGCAGAGACUGGCAUUAUUGGGUCAGUUGGGUGGGCAAGUGACUCCUAGCUAUAUGCUUUCACCCCCUAAAGAUGAUCUAGUUGAAAAGUACUUCCAUCCUGAUAACAUGUCUUCAUCGGAGAAGCUCAAGUUGGAGCUUCAGAAGGUCAGGGAAGAGUUUAAAAUGUCUGAAUCAGAUUGUGGAUCUUCACGGGUUCAAGUUGCAGUGCUUACGACAAAGAUUAAGCAUUUAUCAUCCGUUUUGCAUAAAAAGGAUAAACACUCUAGGAAAGGGCUCCAAUCGAUGGUUGGGAGGAGGAAGAAGCUAUUGAGAUACUUACGGAGAACGGACUGGGAAUCAUACUGCCUUUGUCUUUCUAAGCUUGGUUUGAGAGAUAAUCCAGACGUGAGGGCGAACAGGAUUGUGUCAGCAUGAUAAUGCUGCUUGGUUGGGACGGUUCAGAGGGUACCCAGUGUACGAAGACCAUUUCUCCGGUGGUGUAAUAUUUUCCGAUCGUCGGUGUGUUAUGGCUUCUAACGUUUCGAAUAUUUGCAGCACCCUGUAAGGGUGGGGAGUCUUAUAGCUUUGGUUAAAGAAUCGUUGGUUGUUUAAGAUAAGUACAUAGCAAAUCAUAAUUUUGUAUUUCCUGGGCAACACGGUGCCUCUAGUCUGCAAGGCAAUUCUUUGUCUAAGCUCUCUAGGACGAGAAACUAUCCUGUUUUUUAGCAGUCCUGCAUGGUGCUGCAUGAAUGCCUAUGAUCUGUCUAACAUGGAUGAACA
This is a messenger RNA of Nymphaea colorata (pocket water lily), 1811 nucleotides long. RefSeq lists its product as uncharacterized. NCBI's taxonomy places the organism in Eukaryota, Viridiplantae, Streptophyta, Magnoliopsida, Nymphaeales, Nymphaeaceae. The transcript is spliced from 6 exons. Bases 57 to 1466 code for a protein of 469 amino acids. The record is from RefSeq and is a predicted model, not a curated record. Gene Ontology annotation, molecular function: structural constituent of ribosome. Gene Ontology annotation, cellular component: ribosome. Gene Ontology annotation, biological process: translation.